AUGGGGUCAGACCCUGCUGUAGAUGUACCAGCGGAGGAGAUGGUGACUGGGCUGACCACACUGACCGGGUCCGGACAGUCAGAAGAAAAACGAGUGACCUUGCAAAUUGAACCUCGGGCUGUGUUUGAGGGAGACACUCUGACUCUGAGUUGUCUUGUCCGCUAUGGUUAUAAACCAGACAGGAUUGAAUUUUACAAAGAUAAUAUAGUUUUACAGUCCCAGGCCGGCAAAGUGCUACGUAUGGAUCAUGUUCCAAAGAGGGACGAGGGGUCCUACAAGUGCAGAGUGUGGUGGAGAUCCAUUUACUUUCUUGACUCCGCAGAGGUGUGGGUAUCAGUGAGAGAGCUGUUUAGCAAACCCACUCUGACAUUCACCCUUGUCAGUCCAGUAUGGGAGGGAGACGCUGUGACUCUGCAGUGUGCGGCUCAGAUAUAUAAACAGGGCACACAGCUGCAGUACCGCUACAGCAAAGAGGGGACGGAUCUGAGAGGAUCUGGAUCACACGAUCAGCACUCCAUCCCAGCAGCAGGGCUGAGAGACACAGGGAAAUACCAGUGUGAGGUAGAGGCAGCAGGGACCGGGCUUGUGAAGAAAACUAGUGAUCCUGUGUCACUGACGGUGAGAGAGCUGUUUAGCAAACCCACUCUGAUAUUCUCCCCUGUGAGUCCAGUAUGGGAGGGAGAGGCUGUGACUCUGCAGUGUGCGGCUCAGAUAUAUAAACAGGGCACACAGCUGCAGUACCGCUACAGCAAAGAGGGGACGGAUCUGAGAGGAUCUGGAUCACAGGAUCAGCACUCCAUCCCAGCAGCAGGGCUGAGAGACACAGGGAGAUACCAGUGUGAGGUAGAGGCAGCAGGGACCGGGCUUGUGAAGAAAACUAGUGAUCAUGUGUCACUGACAGUGAGAGAUGGACAGCCAAAGCCAGCACUGUCCCAAAAGCCUGAUGGAGAGAUAUGUGAAGGAGACCCCGUCACCCUGAGCUGUGUGGUUGAGGGGGGUUUUGGUGGCUGGAGAUAUCUCUGGUACAGAGACAGGCAGGGAGCUCCAGUGUACCAGAGGGACAGCAGCAGUGGAGCUGGAUACACAAUCAGUGCUGCUGCUCUGUCCCACAGUGGAGAGUACUGGUGUCGAGCUGAAAGAGAGAGGACGUCAUUGCACUCCCAGUACAGCGACCCCAUCAGGGUGAAUGUAACUGCUCUGUUCUCCAGGGUGACUCUGACAGCAACUCCAGGAGUCACUGUGAAGGAGGGAGAGCCUCUUAACCUGACCUGUGAGGCAGCAGUGAACAAGCCCACCCACCCUCAACUGCACUACAGCAUUAUGAGAGACGGGGAGCCUGUGACUAACAGCACUGACUCUGCACUGUACAGCAUAGCCAGCACUGAGAAGAGCCACACUGGGAGCUACAAGUGUGCUGUGGAGUCACAGGGAGUGAGGAAGAGCAGCCAGGAGUUACACAUUGAAGUGCAAAACCUUCCGAGUGAGAGGCUUGAAAAGUGUAAGGGAGCCUUUGGUUGA
This is a messenger RNA of Polyodon spathula (Mississippi paddlefish), 1518 nucleotides long. RefSeq names its product Fc receptor-like protein 2. The coding region runs from base 1 to 1518 and encodes 505 amino acids. The record is from RefSeq and is a predicted model, not a curated record. Gene Ontology annotation, biological process: cell surface receptor signaling pathway. Gene Ontology annotation, molecular function: transmembrane signaling receptor activity. NCBI's taxonomy places the organism in Eukaryota, Metazoa, Chordata, Actinopteri, Acipenseriformes, Polyodontidae. The transcript has 8 exons.